AUGAGAGCCUUGCUUACGUUGAGUGUGUUGCUGCCGGCAGUAUGUGUUAGCGCGACGCGGUACUGCAACUCUCUUCAGGCUUCCCCGUGCUUUCUGCAACCGUCUUCCGCCCUUAAGCAGGGUGUAUAUUGCAGCGGGUGGCACCGCCCUAGGAAGGUUCAGACCAGGGCGUGCGGUGGUGCCUCGCCGCCAGUCGCCUUGUCGCAGGUAACAGCUCCGAAGCCUACGGCGUGGGAGCGCGCGCUGCUGCAGACGUGGAAGGAUCACGGUGCUGGCAUUGUGCUCGGCGCUGUGUACGGAAUUCGCAUCUUCAGGUUCCUGCUCCACGUCCGCAACCUGCUGGAGUGGCUGCCGCAGGUGAACCCCUACCUCUUCCCGUUUGACGCCGUGUACCAAGCGACCGACGCUUAUCUCAAGCUCUUCCAGGCGGCGAUUCCUGCCCUCUACGGGAUGGACAUCAGCGGCAUAGUGGCCUUCUUCGUCCUGGACCACAUAGAGUCGCUGCUCGCCCACAAGCCGGAGGUGGCGCAGCACGCGCUGCAAUAA
Molecule: messenger RNA, 546 nt
Organism: Babesia bigemina
Lineage: Eukaryota; Apicomplexa; Aconoidasida; Piroplasmida; Babesiidae
Exons: 1
Coding region: 1-546 (181 amino acids)
Cellular component (GO): membrane
Source: RefSeq, a predicted model, not a curated record